UAAGGAGCAGCGUAGCGUCGGACUUGUACCGAGGAGGUCUUCGUGUGAUCUUGUCCCACACAAACAACUCACUGGAUAUUAUUUCACUCGUUGUUUUUACAAACAUUUAUUCACGCUGGAUGUAAUGAGCUGCCGUGGAAGUCUGCGGUGACGUUUUAUUUCUUUCUCCCGGAGGAAAGUGGUGCGGUGCCAGCAGGGCAGCGAGUUGCCGCCGCUACUUCACAGGAUCUUCUUGGGACAGCAAUAAACACCACCACGGAAAGAUGGACGUGAAGCUGAUCUUGAUAUCUGCGUUGUUCGGCGUCCUCUGCAGUGCCCAGAAAGAGGGGAAUGAGUGCAUCAGUGCGAAUGCCAAAUACUGCGGGGAUUGCAUCCAGGCUGGAGCGAAAUGUGGCUGGUGCACGGACCCGGAGUUCCUGAAACAAGGCGAGACCGUGUCGACCCGAUGUGACGAGCUGCAGUCGCUGAAGAACCGCGGUUGUAAAGAGCAGAUGAUUGAGAACCCUCACGGGGAGAAGAGGGUCCUCAGGAACAAGCCGGUGACCAAUCGAAGAAAGGCCUCAGAGAAGCUGAAGCCGGAGGACAUCACCCAGAUCCAGCCCCAGAAGCUCAGUCUCACCCUCAGAUCCGGUGAGGCCCAGUCUUUCAACCUGAAGUUCAAGCGGGCAGAAGAUUAUCCCAUCGACCUGUACUACUUGAUGGACUUGUCCUACUCCAUGAAAGAUGAUCUGGAGAACGUGAAGAACCUGGGAACCCAUUUGAUGCUGGAAAUGUCAAAGAUCACGUCCGACUUCAGGAUAGGCUUCGGUUCCUUUGUGGAGAAGACGGUGAUGCCGUACAUCAGCACCACCCCUGCCAAGCUGCUCAACCCCUGCACCGGGGACCAGAACUGCACCAGUCCCUUCAGCUACAAGAACGUCCUGAAGCUGACCAGCGACGGCAAGAAGUUCAACACCCUGGUGGGUCAGCAGCACAUCUCUGGGAACCUGGACUCCCCUGAGGGGGGCUUCGAUGCCAUCAUGCAAGUGGCCGUGUGUGGGGACCAGAUCGGUUGGAGGAAUGUGACCCGCCUGCUGGUCUUCUCCACCGACGCCGGCUUCCACUUCGCAGGAGACGGCAAGCUGGGUGGCAUCGUGCUGCCCAACGACGGCAAAUGUCACCUGGAGAACAACGCUUACACCAUGAGCCACUACUACGACUAUCCCUCCAUCGCCCACUUGGUCCAGAAGCUGAGCGACAACAACAUUCAAACCAUCUUUGCCGUCACGGAGGAGUUUCAGCCUGUUUACCAAGAGCUGAAGAAUUUGAUCCCAAAGUCUGCAGUGGGCACCCUGUCUGCCAACUCCAGCAAUGUCAUCAACCUCAUUAUAGACGCUUAUAAUUCGCUGUCAUCCGAGGUCAUUCUGGAGAACAGCAAGCUUCCAGAGGGAGUAACCAUCGCCUACACCUCCCGCUGUAAAAACGGGCUGGUUAGCGAGGGGGAAAAUGGCCGGAAGUGCUCCAACAUCUCCAUCGGCGAUGAGGUGACGUUCACCAUCAGCGUGACAUCUCAGGGCUGUCCCAAGCAAGGCCAGCCUGAGACCAUCAAGAUCAAACCCCUGGGCUUCACGGAGGAAGUGGAGAUCUCGCUGCAGUUCAUCUGCGAGUGUGAAUGCCACAAGGACGGCGUCCCCAACAGCGACCAGUGCUACUUCGGGAACGGCACCUACGAGUGCGGCGCCUGCAAGUGCAACGAGGGCCGCGUGGGCCGCCGGUGCGAGUGCAGCAGCAACGACGUGGCCAACGAGGACAUGGACCGCACCUGCCGCCGGGACAACGGCACCGACAUCUGCAGCAACAACGGCGACUGCGUGUGCGGCACCUGCGAGUGCAAGAAGAGAGACAACCGCGAGGAGCGCUACAGCGGGCCGUACUGCGAGUGCGACAACUUCAACUGCGACCGCUCGGGCAACAAACUGUGCGGAGGGCACGGCCGUUGUGAGUGCAGGGUGUGUGUCUGCGACAACAUGUGGACCGGCAGCGCCUGCGACUGUUCUCUGGACACCAGCACGUGUCUCGCCGGCAACAAGCAGAUCUGUAACGGCAGAGGGACUUGCACCUGCGGCAUCUGCAAGUGCACUGACCCCAAGUUCCAGGGACCCACCUGUGAAACCUGCCCCACCUGUCCAGGAGUGUGCACCGAACACAAAGAGUGCGUCCAAUGUCGGGCUUUUGGGACGGGGGAGAAGAAGGAGACGUGCGAGAGGGACUGCAGCUACUUCAACUUGAUCAAAGUGAAGGACCGGGACAAGCUGCCUCAGCCCAACGACGCCUCCUACCCCGUCAUGCACUGCAAGGAGAGGGACGCCAACGACUGCUGGUUCUACUACACCUACGCCAUCAACAACAACACGGAGAAGGAAGUCCACGUGGUGGAAACUCUGGACUGUCCUGCUGGGCCCGACAUCAUCCCCAUAGUGGCGGGCGUGGUCGCCGGCAUCGUCCUGAUUGGUCUAGCCCUGCUGCUCAUCUGGAAGCUGCUGACCAUCAUCCACGAUCGCAGAGAGUUUGCUAAAUUUGAGAAGGAGAAGAUGAACGCCAAAUGGGAUACGGGUGAGAAUCCCAUCUACAAAAGUGCCGUCACCACCGUGGUCAACCCCAAGUAUGAAGGCAAAUGCUGAGGAGACGGUUGUCACGACAACGCUCCAUUUGACCAGCGCCGCCUCCACUAACACGCGUAUUUAUGUGCUUCUCUCUUAUUGUGGAUGUACAGUACAUGUAUAUACUUUGAACAGUCACAUGUGUGCAAGAAAAGAAGCCCCUUUGUCACCACGCUAUCACCAACAUACACGGGAAUAUUCAGCUUGGUAAAGGUUUGUCGUGUGCACUUCUACGGUGUGUUGGACCUGAGGAGUGGUCUAUGUAGGGUGGUCUAUGUAGAGUGGUCUAUGUAGGGUGGUCUAUGUAGGGUGGUCUAUGUAGAGUGGUCUAUGUAGAGUGGUCUAUGUAGAGUGGUCUAUGUAGAGUGGUCUAUGUAGGGUGGUCUAUGUAAAGUGGGCUAUGUAUUGUGGUCUAUGUAGAGUGGUCUAUGUAGAGUGGUCUAUGUAGGGUGGUCUAUGUAGAGUGGUCUAUGUAGAGUGGUCUAUGUAGAGUGGUCUAUGUAGGGUGGUCUAUGUAGGGUGGUCUAUGUAGAGUGGUCUAUGUAGAGUGGUCUAUGUAGAGUGGUCUAUGUAGGGUGGUCUAUGUAGAGUGGUCUAUGUAGAGUGGUCUAUGUAGAGUGGUCUAUGUAGAGUGGUCUAUGUAGGGUGGUCUAUGUAGGGUGGUCUAUGUAGAGUGGUCUAUGUAGAGUGGUCUAUGUAGAGUGGUCUAUGUAGGGUGGUCUAUGUAGGGUGGUCUAUGUAGAGUGGUCUAUGUAGAGUGGUCUAUGUAGAGUGGUCUAUGUAGAGUGGUCUAUGUAGGGUGGUCUAUGUAGAGUGGUCUAUGUAGAGUGGUCUAUGUAGAGUGGUCUAUGUACAUAUCUUAUCUUGCCUAGACAAUGCAAUGUUUGUUCAAAAGUAGCUUUUAUUGCACUCUUUGUUUUGAAGGAGUUGAAAUGUUCUGAACAUUGACACGCCAUCACCGAGGGACUUUAUACCACUCGUCUAAUUAUAACAUGAACAAUACAGUCUUUUUUCUUCAUACAAAUUACUUUUUGGACUUUAUUACUCAUAAUUCUCAGGUCCUUUUCCUGUGUUUUUUUUUUGUUUUGUUGCCCAAUUUAAAGUUUACCCAGUUUAGUUAGCAUUUAGCAUCCUUCACCAUGGAGCACGUACACACACGCCUUUACAGUAUUGUUUGGUAAGUGCCUUUUAUUGCAUCACCAUGUUCUCUCCCAAUGCUGUAAUGACUUAUUUAUUAAAUAAACUGCCAA
Molecule: messenger RNA, 3889 nt
Organism: Entelurus aequoreus (snake pipefish)
Lineage: Eukaryota; Metazoa; Chordata; Actinopteri; Syngnathiformes; Syngnathidae
Product: integrin beta-1-like
Exons: 16
Coding region: 264-2660 (798 amino acids)
Biological process (GO): cell adhesion mediated by integrin; cell-matrix adhesion; cell migration
Cellular component (GO): integrin complex; cell surface; focal adhesion
Molecular function (GO): collagen binding involved in cell-matrix adhesion; C-X3-C chemokine binding; fibronectin binding
Source: RefSeq, a predicted model, not a curated record